AAAUAACAGAAGGACGGACGUUCGGCGCUUUCGGUUCAAGAGUUACGUACAUGUUUUGGUUUGCCCGCCUCUAUCGGGAUGGCGGCCGCCGGCGCCGAGGUGCCCGGUUGCCUAUGGUGUCUGCCACGGCCGCUUGCCGGUGGCGGUAGGCCCGCGGCGCGUGCCGGCAGGCGUUGGGGGCAGCCGUUGCCCGACGGCGGCGCAGGUGGUGCGCGCGCGUGCCUGCAGGGCCUCUCGGCCUCGGAGCUCGAGGUCGUGGCGGAGGCCGCCUCUAUUCUCGCGGGAGUGCAUGUGGCGCGGGUGGAGGACCUGUCCGCCCUGCACAGGGAGGCAAUGCGGGUCCUGCGCCUGGAGCAUCCUGCGGGCUGCGGGGACGCCUCUCCGCUGUCGCCGUCGUCGCGGCUGGCGCGGGCUGCGGAGAUCCUGCCAGACUUGGUCCAGG
This is a messenger RNA of Prorocentrum cordatum, 442 nucleotides long. The record is from the annotation of a GenBank genome assembly. NCBI's taxonomy places the organism in Eukaryota, Dinophyceae, Prorocentrales, Prorocentraceae.